Rosa chinensis is the source of this 582-nucleotide messenger RNA. Its product is annotated as ankyrin repeat-containing protein ITN1-like. Lineage: Eukaryota; Viridiplantae; Streptophyta; Magnoliopsida; Rosales; Rosaceae. The transcript has a single exon. The record is from RefSeq and is a predicted model, not a curated record. The coding region runs from base 1 to 582 and encodes 193 amino acids. Gene Ontology annotation, molecular function: protein binding.
AUGGAUCCUUGUCUCUAUACAGCAGCAAGAUCUGGUGAUAUAAAUUUCAUGAAUAUUAAAGAUGCAUGUAUUGAUCCUCUCCAUCAAAGAACGCCUAAAGAGAACAAUCUUCUUCAUACCGCUGCUGAAUUCAAGCAAAUAGAUUUCUUCAAACAUGUCAAACUCAACUAUGAAUCUCCGCGGUUUUGGGUCACCAACAAGUCCGGCGACACUCCAUUGCACGUCGCAACCAGAGUAGGCUGUCAUGAAGUUGUCGAGUUUGUCAUUGACCACACAAAAUCAUUCCCCCUCGAAGGAGCUGAUGAUCAGGAAAGCGGACUAGCUGAUGCUAAAACUUAUAAACAACUACUUAGAAUGCCUAAUUUUCAAAAUGACACUGCUUUGCAUAUUGCUAUGCGAUAUGGUCACGAUAAGGUGACGACUUUACUAAUCAAAGCUGACCCUGAACUCUGUUGUUACACAAAUCGUGCGAAGGAGUCCCCGUUGUUCCUAGCUAUUAGAAAGAGCUCUUCGAGCAUCGCUAGUUACAUUUUAGAGGAGUACGUCUCCUUCCCAUGCGUCUCCUUACCUUCAAGGGACUAA